UGCCGAGAUACUCGCCUCCGCCCCGGCGGCUCCGCGCAGCGCCCGCGCAGCGGGGAGGAAUCUUCAUGGGCUGCCACCAUGCUUGGGCCCUGGAGAUUUCGGGCGAAAACUGUUGGUUAAUGGAUGAAUGGAUCUGAUCAAGCUGAGAAAGAAUAUGCUAGAUACAUGCCUUUGAGUAAGAUUUCUGCUGCCUUUAUGCAGUGAAGCUUUUUGCUUUGAGUAAUUCUGAUCCAGUUGACGUCUGGUCAGAAUUAGAGAGAGAUUCGCCGAGACUUCCGAUUUCUUGCUGCAUGACUGCCUUUGCUGCAAGUGCUAGAUUUGCAGCCUUGGACCUGAUGCCACAGGAGAUGUCUUGCAUUACUGAGACUUACCAUUUUUCAGGAUGCAUUCCUCCAAACCAGAGUUCUGUCAUGAGGACUGGAGGUCUAAGGUGGACAACAGAAAAUGCAAGCCUGCUCCAAGAUCCCAGCUUUUAAGCCUGGAUGAUUUAUCAGUCUUCCCCUACCGACACACACAAUGCAUUUAUUUUCCCUAUUCAUACUGCUUUUUAGACUAGAAGUGGAAGAAAGCCACAAGGAGUCAGAAAGAUUGCAAGAAGGAAUGGAAAUGGGAUUUGUUUUCAGCUAGCCGAAAACUGGGUAUUAAAUUACUGACGUAGGUCAAUGGUAGGGUUUCCCUUCUAUCCCCUCGGCUUUUAAUCAGCCUGGGUGUCUUCUCCUCUAAAGGAUGAAGAGUACUGACAGCCAUCGCUGCUUAUAAUCAGUAACUCUGAUGUUUGGAGUGCUGGCGAUGAGAUAUUUCUGUGAGACCUAUUUAGAUCUCUCCAAUUCUACCAGGCUAGUUCUGCAGAACAUUGGGAAUAAGCAAUAUGUCAGAUAUGGCUGAGACUCUGAAGAUGAUCCGCAUGUUUUACAUUUUUCACAAAUUUGGGGAAAUAAAAUGUACGCUUGCUGCUCUACAGUAACUUUGGAACAGGAUCUCAAUAAAAAAAUGCAUAUCUGGAUGCUGCAGACGAUCGCAUUUGCUUUAACAUCGCUAGUCCUUUCGUGGGCAGAAAGCAUCGAGUAUUAUGGGGAAAUCUGUGAUAAUGCAUGUCCUUGUGAGGAGAAGGACAGCAUCUUAACAGUGAGCUGUGAAAACAGAGGGAUCAUCAGCCUUUUUGAGAUCAGUCCACCAAGGUUCCCCGUGUACCACCUCUUGUUGUCUGGAAACCUUUUGAACAGGCUGUAUCCGAACCAGUUUGUCAAUUACACGGGCGCUUCAAUUUUGCAUCUGGGGAGCAAUGACAUACAAGACAUUGAAACCGGGGCCUUUCAUGGUCUGAGAGGUCUAAGGAGGCUGCACCUGAACAAUAACAAGCUGGAACUUUUACGGGAUGACACUUUCCUUGGACUAGAGAGUUUGGAAUACCUACAGGUCGAUUAUAAUUAUAUUAGCGUCAUUGAACCCAAUGCCUUCAGCAAACUGCAUUUGCUGCAGGUGCUGAUUCUCAAUGAUAACCUCCUCUCCAGUUUGCCCAACAACCUUUUCCGUUUUGUGCCCUUAACACACCUGGACCUGAGGGGUAACCGGCUGAAACUAUUGCCCUAUGUGGGCCUUUUGCAGCACAUGGAUAAAGUGGUAGAGCUGCAGUUGGAGGAAAACCCCUGGAAUUGCUCUUGUGAGUUGAUUGCUCUAAAGGAUUGGCUGGACAGUAUCUCCUACUCUGCUCUGGUGGGAGAUGUGGUUUGUGAGACCCCUUUCCGCUUACAUGGUCGAGAUUUGGAUGAAGUCUCCAAGCAGGAGCUUUGCCCCAGACGGCUCAUCUUGGAUUAUGAAAUGAGACCACAGACACCAUUGAGCACCACAGGGUAUUUCCACACUACCCCAGCCUCAGUCAACUCUGUGGCCACUUCUUCUUCAGCUGUUUACAAAUCCCCUUUGAAGCCCCCCAAAGGGACCCGCCAACCCAACAAAACAAGGGUGCGACCCACUUCCCGCCUGCCCUCAAAAGACCUGGGAUACAGCAACUACGGACCCAGCAUUGCCUACCAGACCAAAUCCCCGGUGCCUCUGGAGUGCCCCACUGCCUGCACUUGCAACCUGCAGAUUUCUGAUCUGGGUCUCAAUGUCAAUUGUCAGGAGAGGAAGAUUGAGAGUAUUUCUGAACUGCAGCCCAAACCCUAUAAUCCUAAGAAGAUGUAUCUGACAGAAAACUACAUUGCUUUGGUACGCAGGGCAGAUUUUGUGGAUGCCACUGGGCUGGAUUUGCUGCAUCUGGGUAAUAAUCGGAUCUCGGUCAUUCAGGACCGAGCUUUUGGGGAUUUAACUAAUUUGCGAAGGUUGUACCUGAAUGGGAACCGGAUCGAGCGGCUGAGCCCAGAGCUGUUCUAUGGGCUGCAGAGCCUGCAGUACCUCUUCCUGCAGUACAACGUCAUCCGGGAGAUAGAGGCGGGCACCUUUGAACCGGUCCCGAACCUUCAGCUGUUGUUUUUGAACAACAACCUGCUGAGGUCUUUGCCAGGGAACAUUUUUUCUGGUCUGUCUCUCUACAGGCUGAGCCUGCGGAGCAACCACUUCUCCUACCUGCCAGUGAGCGGGGUGCUGGACCAGCUGAAAUCCCUGCUGCAGAUCGACCUGCACGAGAACCCCUGGGACUGCACCUGCGACGUGGUCGGCAUGAAGCUGUGGCUGGAGCAGCUCAACACCGGUGUCCUGGUGGACCAGGUUAUCUGUGAGUCCCCUAAGAAGUUCGCCCAGAACGACAUGCGGGCCGUGCGGGUGGAGCUGCUGUGUCCCGACUACUCGGACAUCGUCGUCUCCACGCCCACGCCGUCGCCGGGCCAGCUGCCGGCCAGAACCACCUCCCCGUCCGCCACCGUUCGCCUGAACGGCACGGCGGCGGCAGGGGGCUCGACGGGCGGCGGCUCCUCGGUGCCGCUCUCGGUGCUGAUCCUCAGCCUGCUGCUGGUCUUCAUCAUGUCGGUCUUCGUGGCGGCGGGGCUCUUCGUCCUGGUGAUGAAGCGCCGCAAGAAGGGCCAAGGCGACCACGCCAGCGCCAACAACUCCGACGUGAGCUCCUUCAACAUGCAGUACAGCGUCUACGGCGGCGGCCACCACCACCACCACCACCACCCACACCUCCAGCAGCACCCGCCCCAUCGCGGCGGCGGGGGCAGCGCGGCGCUGCCCAAAGUGAAGACGCCCGCCGGGCACGUCUACGAGUACAUCCCGCACCCCUUGGGCCACAUGUGCAAAAACCCCAUCUACCGCUCGCGAGAAGGCAACGCGGGGGAGGAUUACAAAGACCUCCACGAGCUCAAGGUCACCUACGGCGCCCACCCCCUGCAGCCCGGGGGGGGCACGGCGCCGCCCCCCCCGCCGCCGCCGCCCCCGCCGCCCGCGCCCGGCGGGGAGGAGGCGCCCGCGCGCAGCCCCGCGUACAGCGUGAGCACCAUCGAGCCGCGGGAGGAGCUGCUCUCCCCGGGGCAAGACGCCGACCGCUUUUAUAGGGGCAUUUUGGAGCCCGACAAACACUCGCCCUCUUCCGCGCUGGGCACGCCCGGCUCCGCUCUCCCCGAGUACCCCAAGCUCCCCGCCGCCUAUACCUACUCCCCCAACUAUGACCUUAGGCGCGCCCACCAGUACUUGCACCCGGGGCCGGGGGACGGCAGGCUCCGGGAGACGGUGCUCUACAGCCCCCCGAGUACUGUCUAUGUAGAGCCCAACAGGAACGAGUACCUGGAGCUAAAAGCAAAACUAAACGCAGAGCCGGACUACCUCGAAGUGCUGGAAAAACAGACCACGUUCAGCCAGUUCUGAGAAACAGCCCCCUUCCCCUCGCACCCCUCCUCCCCGUCAGCCACAGCAGUUCGUUCUCUAGAGGAUUUGUAUUUAACAACCACACGCAAAACAAAGAAACGUAAAUAAUGACCUCCCCGCUACCCGGCCACCCCCCCACCCCCCCCUUAAUUUGUUUUAUUGUAGGGUGAAGUGCCUUGGCACAGUAUUUUUCAGCUUCGGGGAAUAAUUCUGAAAGGGUGUGCUGUUUAUUUUAUUUUAUUUUCAGGACGGUUUUUUUUAUCUUAUUUUACUGUGUUUGGCAGUCGGAAACCACCUAUUGUGUAAAUGGGGCACAACGCUGGCAUUGUUUGUGUGACCAUGUGUGCUUGGGGAAGGUGGCAGGAGGGCCAUGUGAGGUUAUAUUCAGGUUACAAGUACAAAAGUCAUGGUAACUUUUUUUUAACAGAAAUUGUUUGAUUUUGUUUUCUUUCUAGUUGAAGAAUACAGCGCACAUUUUCCCCUUUUAGCCAUGGGUGAUUCUAAAUGGCUUUUAUGGAGAGAUUAGCACACCCCGAAUUUAAUACAAGGUUUCCUUUUUUUAAGGAUGUGUUUGUAUGCUUUCUGGACUUUUGAAUUAAAAAAUAUAUUAUGAUCUUUAAAAGGAUCACUGUAGAUGUGGACAAAUCAUUAAAGAGUGCAGAGAUAUAUGAUCCAUAACUGGUUAGUGAAAAUAACUUAUUGAUGAAAUAUAAAAGAAUAUUUUAUUGUAGCACCUAUUUUUAUAUGCACAUUAGCAUUUCUCUUUCCUUCACUAUUUUAGGGCCUAAUCCUACAAAUUCUUACUCAUUUGAGUAUUUCUCUUUGUGAAAGAAGUCCCAGUUUAGGCCUUCAUCCUGCAGGCACUUAAGCACCUGAACAAGUUUGCCAAUGUGUGUAGUCAUAAAGACUCACUCAUUGAGCACAGUCAAAUGCCCAAAAGAUUAGAAUAGAGGACGCAGAACUAUUCUUACAAAUAAAACUACUGGGAUGUUUAUAUGGUAUUUCUUUUUUCAGGAUAGGGUCCAAAGUCUGUGGAUUGCUUUAAACUAUUGCACUACAUUGAGAGCUUUUUUCCCAAAGCUGGUGUAGUAUCAGGAGGACCUUUUAAAUCACUACAGAUAAUGCCAAUUAUGACCAACAGACAAUCUUAGACAUCUAAUCUGAUCACAAUAUAAAAAAAAUCAUGUUCUUCUAUUUAAAAAGGUACCUUUUAACAACCUCCUGCUCAGGCAUCCUGUUGGGCAAACUAGUGAGGGACAUGUAGAAGGCAUUCAUUUUAGCACGAAAAAAAUAAUGGUUUGCUUUUGAUUUGUCAGUUUUCUUUUUUUUUCUUUUUUUUUAAAAUUGUUAGUUAACCAAAAUAUAAUUAUUUUACAACUGUUAUAGCCAGUUUCUGAUUGUUUAGUCAAGUAUGAUUGCACUUGUACAGAUCCAUGUGUUUACUGGCAUCCUGAAAGACCAAAUAAUGGACUGUACACAUCUAUAGACAAUGUCUUUACCCCUUUGGGCAGCAGGCAAUGGCAAGGGUAUUCAUAAACACACCAUCACUGUAAGAUGGGACAACUGAUGUCUCAUAUGUAUCCCAGCACAUGUGAUUUUUUAAUAGUUUCUGAAUAAACACUUGAUAAAUAUUUCAAAUAUAAGAACAUGAAGUAACGAGUAUCUGGAGUUUAACAUUUCUUGCUGAAAUCAUCUGUUUGUAUGUUGGAUUCUCUUUACUGCAAACAUGGCUCAUUAGAAAGGUCUAACAUUUUUAGGCAAAAUAAAACAUAUGGUAAUUACCAGCAUAUACAGCGUGGAUCAGAAAGUGACAUAGGGAUGUGUUUUACCAAUGUAUUGGAUAGGAUAGUUUUAUAUUUAUAUUUUGUUUCUUUGCUGAAGUGUUCUUUAAUAUACAGAACAGGGUAAAUGAUAUUUCACGUGUUUUUGGGUUUUUUUUCAUUAGGUUAUUAUGUUUUGUAUUGCUUGCAGAGUUGCUCAGUAGUACAUCUUUUAUUGCAAAAGGGCUCUGUUCUGUUCUGCUUUUUCUAUCCAUGUACAAUCUGUCACUUUCUACAAAAACAAAGCUACAUAACCGAUCCUUUGGAAUUCAAGAUAAAUGUUUCGUUGGCAUGUGUUCUUCCUUUUAUGCCACCCACUCUGAGCAAAAGAAUAAAAAAAAAAAAAACAUGACUGCAUUUAGCUUGGACAGUUUAGUAAGUGGAGUGUUAUUUCAGUUUGAAAUGCAGAUAUGAGGAGUGUUCUUUUGUCACCAGAGACACAACACAAGGCUAUUCUGUGCACUGCUCUCAAUCUCCUGCAAACUUCCCAUUGGCACUGUUGAGAGAUGUGAGUAUUGCUGCCUGAGGUGCACUUUUAGGGCCCUAAUUUUGAAUUACCUCCUGUAUAAUUAUCAGUGAAACCAGUGGCCUGGUUCUCCUUCCAUUUAAACUCUGUAGAGGCACACUGUUGUUAAAUGGGUAUAAGUGAGAAAAUUUUCAGCCUCACUGGCUUCAUCAUUCACUAAGAAAAAGGCUAACUCAGUAAGGAUUGAAUGUGCAGGUCCUGCAAACAGUAUGUGUCUGUUCAUGUGUAUAUACAUUUUUUUUUCUUUGUGGUUCAAAGCUCGUAAACAGGAUUUUGCAUAGGUGUUACUAAAAAUGUAGGAUUUGGUCCUUAAUGUGAAAGGUACAUUUUACAUGGCAUUCUGCCACAAAGAGGCAGCAUCCACAAAUGAGUAAAUGAACAGGAAUUGCUUGGAUUUGUAAGAAAGAGCUGAUAGAAAUGCCUCGGCAAUCUGUUUAUGCUUGUAUUCUAAGGCUGCCAUUUCUGAGGCUGUUAGUGCUGCUGCUUCCAUUUUUUUUCUACACACACUUAAUAACUGGUAAUGAAGAAUUUUUCCUAUGGGUCUGCACUUAAAUCUGAAACAAUAAGUCUCUUCAAUUUCUUAUCUUCAGUAGAGAAAAUAUCAGUUUCAUUAUUGGAGAAAAAAUUAUAUUAAAUGGCAUCAAUUACCUUUAGAAAAUGCAUUUUUGAAGAUAAAUCCUUUAAAAAAGAAAAGGAUACAGAGUGCAAAAUAAUAUUCUUUAGCCCAUAAUUAUCCUGAAACACACCUCAAAGGGCUAUUUGUGAAUGAGUUCUUUAAUAGAAGUAGGGUUUCCCACUCAGUUGCUAUGAUGAUAUAUCACCUGUGGAAAAUCUUAGUAAGAAAAAGUAGAGGGGAAUGUGAUUUGACAAAGGAAGAUAUGUUUCUGAUUUGAAAACACUGGAUGAUUUGUUUAAAGAAAAAGACAUUUGUAUAAGAAUGUAUCCUUUAUUUUGUUAGCAAGAUCAGUGAUACCUUCUGCAUGAUGGUCUGCUGAGUUAGGGCUGACCAAAGGGGUAAAAGUAUAAGGAAAAGGAAAUAAAAUUCCUACUUUAAGAAUUCUGAAUAUUAUUUUAGCUUGGUUUAAGUUGGUUAUCAGACUGGUUUCAGUUCGGUAUUAACGUGAUUUUUUUAUUUAUUUUUUUUUUAAGUCUUUUGACAAGUAAUGUUGAGCUUACCAAAUCACUCAUAUGGCCUCACGUUUUAUUUCAAAAGAGCUUAAAAUUCUGUGAUAAAAGAGGAAAAAAGGUGAAAGAGAAUCCCAAUUUCUCAAUGUUAUUACUAGAAUCAAAUCAUGGAUUGUGUUAGUACAGAACAUUGAUUCUUAUGAAGUAAAAGAAAUAUUCUUUGUACUUUCUUUCAUUUGUUUUCAUAUUGUGCCAAUUUAAUGCCCUAAAUACUAAUGGUGAGUUUAGCAAUGAGAUAUCUUUCACUCUCCCUCCCUUUCCUUUUUCUUUGUUCAUUGUAUUCCCUUCCCUUCCCUUCCCUUCCCUUCCCUUCCCUUCCCUUCCCUUCCC
Cuculus canorus (common cuckoo) is the source of this 7662-nucleotide messenger RNA. It is a transcript of the gene SLITRK5, whose product is annotated as SLIT and NTRK like family member 5. Gene Ontology annotation, cellular component: membrane. The record is from RefSeq and is a predicted model, not a curated record. Gene Ontology annotation, biological process: regulation of presynapse assembly; positive regulation of synapse assembly; axonogenesis. The coding region runs from base 940 to 3801 and encodes 953 amino acids. NCBI's taxonomy places the organism in Eukaryota, Metazoa, Chordata, Aves, Cuculiformes, Cuculidae. Gene Ontology annotation, molecular function: protein binding. The transcript is spliced from 3 exons.